CUGCCUUCUUAGCUCCAGCUCUCGCCUUCUCUUAUCUUUAUAGAUCAAGGGAAACAGAGAAGACAAGAGAGGCAAACAUGGCUACCACUGUUACAGGGUUGGGAGCUGGAUUUGGUCUUUCAUGUUCUGCGAAGGUUUCUCGUAGAGCUUCCUCUUCUUCAAGAUCCUCUUCUUGUUGCGUGAUAAUGGCUGUUUCCGUUGAAGAGCAAAAAAAAUUCACUCUCCAAAAAUCUGAAGAAGCUUUCAAUGCCGCCAAGAAUUUGAUGCCUGGAGGUGUAAACUCCCCUGUACGUGCCUUCAAAUCUGUUGGUGGACAGCCAAUCGUGAUUGAUUCGGUGAAGGGCUCUCACAUGUGGGACAUUGAUGGCAAUGAGUACAUUGACUAUGUUGGUUCUUGGGGGCCAGCCAUAAUUGGUCAUGCAGACGACGAGGUUCUGUCCGCCCUGGCUGAAACAAUGAAGAAAGGGACUAGUUUCGGUGCUCCUUGUCUCUUAGAGAAUGUUCUUGCUGAGAUGGUGAUAUCUGCUGUGCCAAGCAUUGAAAUGGUCCGGUUUGUAAAUUCAGGAACAGAAGCAUGCAUGGGAGUGCUCCGCCUGGCCCGUGCCUUCACUGGUAGAGAAAAGGUGAUCAAGUUUGAGGGUUGUUACCAUGGACAUGCAGAUCCAUUCCUUGUCAAGGCAGGUAGCGGGGUUGCAACUCUGGGGCUACCUGACUCACCUGGUGUGCCCAAAGAAGCUACCUCUCAGACUCUGACAGCAGCCUUCAAUGAUAUCUCUGCUGUUGAGAAGCUCUUUGAGUCUAAUAAAGGAAACAUUGCUGCAAUUAUCCUUGAACCUGUUGUUGGGAACUCUGGCUUCAUAGCUCCUAAACUGGGCUUCCUUGAUGCCAUUCGAAAGAUCACAAAAGAAGACGGUGCUCUCCUCAUCUUUGAUGAAGUCAUGACUGGAUUUCGCUUGUCAUAUGGUGGAGCUCAGGAAUACUUUGGCAUAACACCUGAUUUAACAACUCUGGGAAAGAUCAUUGGUGGUGGUCUUCCAGUUGGUGCUUAUGGUGGAAGGAGGGACAUCAUGGAGAUGGUGGCACCAGCAGGACCAAUGUACCAGGCUGGAACCUUGAGUGGGAAUCCACUGGCAAUGACUGCUGGCAUACACACCCUGAAACGGCUGAAGGAGCCAGGAACAUAUGAGUACUUGGAUAAGAUCACUGGUGAACUUACUCAAGGUAUUUUAGAUGCUGGCAAGAAGACUGGUCAUGCAAUCUGUGGAGGAUAUAUAAAUGGGAUGUUUGGGUUUUUCUUCAGAGAGGGGCCUGUUUACAAUUUUGAGGAUGCAAAGAAGAGUGACGCUGCUAAAUUUGCAAACUUUUAUCAAGGAAUGUUGAAGGAAGGUGUAUACUUGGCACCUUCUCAAUUCGAGGCUGGCUUUACAAGCUUGGCACAUACUUCUGAAGAUAUUCAACAGACAAUUGCAGCAGCUGAAAAGGUUCUCAGGCAGAUUUAGGUGUCUAUCCCUGUAUCUCAUUAGUCAUUAGGCUUGAAUAUUUUCUUUUCAUUGCCACUUAGAAUUAGCAGAUUUUGUACUAGUUUUAUCAAUAUCUCUUGUUAUUCAAACACUUUCUGUCUGGGUAAUAGUGUUCUAAAUGCUGUUUAAGCUUUGUAAUUUUUAACUUGUAUCCACACCAAUGAGUUUAUGCAUAUUGUAUUUUAAUGGGAAUUUGUAAAAA
Molecule: messenger RNA, 1722 nt
Organism: Carica papaya (papaya)
Lineage: Eukaryota; Viridiplantae; Streptophyta; Magnoliopsida; Brassicales; Caricaceae
Product: glutamate-1-semialdehyde 2,1-aminomutase 2, chloroplastic
Biological process (GO): tetrapyrrole biosynthetic process
Cellular component (GO): chloroplast
Molecular function (GO): pyridoxal phosphate binding; transaminase activity; glutamate-1-semialdehyde 2,1-aminomutase activity
Source: RefSeq, a predicted model, not a curated record